Cucurbita pepo subsp. pepo (vegetable marrow) is the source of this 2191-nucleotide messenger RNA. RefSeq names its product cysteine-rich receptor-like protein kinase 26. NCBI's taxonomy places the organism in Eukaryota, Viridiplantae, Streptophyta, Magnoliopsida, Cucurbitales, Cucurbitaceae. The record is from RefSeq and is a predicted model, not a curated record. Gene Ontology annotation, molecular function: protein serine/threonine kinase activity; ATP binding. Gene Ontology annotation, biological process: protein phosphorylation. Gene Ontology annotation, cellular component: plasma membrane.
UUCAUGAACCUUAAAAAAUUCCUUCUCCCUCCAUCGACGCUUGGCCUGGCCUCACGAUUUCAAGGCUCUGUGGAGUAACAAAGCAAUGGGUGGUUCAAGAUUUAUAUGUUCCAUUACUCUGAGUUUGUUGUUUUUGGCGCUGAUUGGUUACCCUCUGGCAUUUGCUCAGCCAAGAUUGUUACACUUUAUCUGCGUCGACGGAGGCAAUAGCAACCAUACAACUGAUGGGGCUGCCUACAAAGCCAAUCUAGAACAACUCCUCUCCACCUUCACCACCGACCAUCAAAUUGAGUAUGGCUUUUACAACUUCUCUUACGGCGGCGAAAACAGAGCAUACGCAAUCGGACUCUGCAGGGGGGACAUUUCGGCGGAGGCUUGCCGGAGAUGCCUCAAUAACUCCAGAGAUAUUCUCCUUACACGGUGUGAGACCCAGAAGGAAGCGCUUGGAUGGUACGAUGCCUGUAUGCUCCGUUAUUCCGACCGACCCAUCUUGGGGUCCAUGGAAGUUUCACCGCCCGCCUUUCUGUGGAACACGAUGAACGCGUCAGAUCCGGAAGGAUUCACCCAGGCCGCCAGGAAUCUGAUAGUGAGUCUCAUAGGCCCAACCUCGGCCGGCGACUCCCGUAUGAAGUUUGCGGUGGGGAACGCAACGCUUCCAAAUUUGCCCACAAUUUACGGCUCAGCGCAGUGCACCCCAGAUUUGUCUCCGCGGAAGUGCAACGAAUGCUUGUCUGGGGCUCUGCCUCUAAUCCAAGAUUGCUGUGAUGGAAAGCGAGGGGGUAGGGUUCUUAGACCCAGUUGUAAUUUUCGAUAUGAGACCUACUCUUUCAUUCAAUCGCCGCUGCCGCCGCCGCCGCCCACCCUCUCACCCUUUCCACCGCCACCAUCCCCUACUCUUUUACUUAACAGAACUACCCACGGAAACAAAAGCAGCUACUCUGCAACUUUCAUAGCUAUCGUUGUGCCUAUUGCUGCUGUUGCAGUUUUAGCACUAAUGAUCAGCAUCUACAUCUUUCUACGAAAAUGUAGGCCAAAACCCAGUGGAGAAAACCGUCAAGCCGAGGAAGAAACUAUGACAGUGGGGUUCUUACAGUUCGAUUUCAACACCAUUAGAACAGCAACAGAUGAAUUUUCAGACGAAAACAAACUUGGGGAAGGUGGGUUUGGAGCUGUUUACAAGGGGAAGCUUCCAAACAAACGAAUCGUAGCGGUCAAACGGCUUUCUAAGGUUUCAGGGCAGGGAGAUGAUGAAUUUAAGAACGAACUCCUUUUGUUAUCUAAGCUUCAUCAUCGGAAUUUAGUUAAGCUUUUGGGUUUCUCCUUCAAACAAAACGAAAAGCUUCUCAUUUAUGAGUUCUUGCAGAAUGGAAGCCUUGAAAAAUUCAUUUUCGAUCCUCUCAAGCGCCAAACUUUGAAUUGGGCAAUGCGCUACAAAAUCAUACAAGACAUCACUCGUGGACUUGUUUAUCUUCACGAAGAUUCUCGAAUCAAAAUUAUUCAUCGAGAUCUAAAACCCAGUAAUAUUUUGUUGGAUACAAACAUGAACGCUAAAAUUUCAGAUUUUGGUACCGCAAGAUUAUUCGCAUCUGAACAAACUCGAGAUGAUACGUCCGCAAUAAUCGGCACUUUUGGAUAUAUGGCUCCAGAAUAUGCAAGACACGGUCAAUUCUCAUCAAAGUCGGACGUGUUUAGCUUUGGUGUUCUAGUUUUAGAGAUUGUGACUGGACGAAGAAAUAACCGAGCCAAUAGCUAUAACGAGAAUAUCGAAGAUCGUCUUAUAAGCUCCGCAUGGAGAAACUGGAGGGAAGGAACAGCGUUGAACAUUGUAGAUCCUUGUGUUGAAAUUCGAAGUGAAAUGGUGAGGAAUGAGGCGACAAGAUGCAUCCAGAUUGGGUUACUCUGCAUUCAAGAGAAGGUGUGUGAAAGGCCAACAAUGGGUACCAUCCUUCUCUUGCUUAACGGCCACUUGGCUGAUUUUCCCACGCCCUCGCAGCCUUCUUUCUUUAUGAACACUAAGAGCCCUCCAAGCUAAUAGCUCUUACUCUGUGCGAAUCAUUGUCAACACUUGGUAAUCUUAAAUUGAUUUGUUUCGGGCUCGUAGUUUUAACGAUCUUCUAUAAUGUUUGGUGAUCAUUUGUAUAUGCAAACCAUUUUUGGUAUAAUUGACUUGACAAAAGUGUAUAUUCUAGUA